Molecule: messenger RNA, 1445 nt
Organism: Oxyura jamaicensis (ruddy duck)
Lineage: Eukaryota; Metazoa; Chordata; Aves; Anseriformes; Anatidae
Product: solute carrier family 22 member 3-like
Exons: 3
Coding region: 135-455 (106 amino acids)
Biological process (GO): transmembrane transport
Cellular component (GO): membrane
Molecular function (GO): transmembrane transporter activity
Source: RefSeq, a predicted model, not a curated record
AUGGCAGAAUCCUCAUCUACCUGCUCUCCUGCCUUGGAGAUGGGAUAUGUGGAAUCAUAGUAGCAUUCGCUCCAAACUUUACUGUAUUUUUGAUCUUCCGUUUUCUCCAAGGUGUGUUUGCCAAGGGAACCUGGAUGACAUGCUAUGUGAUCGUGACAGAGAUCGUUGGUUCUUCCCAGCGGAUCAUUGGGAUCGUGAUACAGAUAUUUUUCACCCUGGGAAUUAUGAUUCUCCCUGGAAUUGCCUACUUGGUUCCCACUUGGCAGGGGAUCCAGCUGGCCAUUUCACUGCCCAACUUCCUUUUCCUGGUCUACUACUGGUUUGUUCCUGAAUCUCCACGUUGGCUCCUGACGCGCAAGAAGGGAGAGAAGGCAUUAAAAAUCAUGCAUGACAUUGCAAAACACAAUGGGAAAUAUCUCUCACCACAUUACUCAGAGGUAUUGUCAUCUGUCUGAACUAGAGUUUUCUCUAAGCUUUCCUAAUCUUUUGAAGGUUCCGUUUGAUUUGUGGGGUGGGCAAAACUCUUGUAGUGUUACACCAGAACAAGAUUUUCAGUCCCAUACGUACAUUGUUAUGUUCAAGAGGGUUAAAAGCAAAUAGGGUGGAAAGAUACAGGCUAAAAAAGGGAGUUUGCAAAACAGUUGAGUCUUUCAGUUGCAACACUCCUACUUUAAAAAACCUUUGGAAAAUAUGUGAAACUAGCCUGAGGUCCAAUGGUAUUUCACAGCAGCUACCAUUUAAAGUGACAGAGUGAGUGGAGGUGGAAGGAUCCACUUCCAUGGCUCCUUUGCUAGAUCUUUCUUCUACAACCAAAACAGAAGAUCGUGUAGAAAACACAACUCUAAAUAUCAGUUUGAUUCCAUCCCUAUUAGGGAAAACACGUUGAAAAAUUCAAAAUAUGGGAAGCACUGUCACUUUUUAAAAAUAGGAAAAUAUAUGUUAGAAUUAGAGUCCUCUGAAAAGUGGUCUUGACAGAGCUGAAACGACUGAUGCAUUUCACAUUUCACAUUUCACUUUUAUGUCAUUAUAAUAUUUGCCUCACUUUGUUGGGUAGCAUAGCCUGGCUCUUAGACCAUGUUUUCCGUUGUAUUGGCCCCAUGGAUUAAUGAUAACAGAUGUGAAUGGGGGUUUUGUUGCAGAAAAAACAUGUUUUGAGACUAAAUGCUAUUAACAGUAAUGUUCGAAAUCAUUAUCUAUAACAGAGAAAACACCGGCAGAUUGCUAGCCUGAAGGUGACUAGCUAAACACUCUUUUAGAAAUUAUUUUCAUAUUGAAAAGGAACUAGUUACAGAAAAUGGCCAUUUUUGAGUACACAGUAGUAACAUAUGCAUGUAGCCUACGUAUUUGCAUAUGUGUAUACAUUCAUUCUCACACAUAUACAAAAUUACCAUGUGUGACUUUUAGAGUGUCACAGUCUAAAGGAAAAGACUUUGGGUCCAGAGAGG